Messenger RNA from Leishmania braziliensis MHOM/BR/75/M2904, 1776 nucleotides. RefSeq lists its product as hypothetical. The record is from RefSeq and is a predicted model, not a curated record. Bases 1 to 1776 code for a protein of 591 amino acids. NCBI's taxonomy places the organism in Eukaryota, Euglenozoa, Kinetoplastea, Trypanosomatida, Trypanosomatidae. The transcript has a single exon.
AUGACGGCACAAACAGCACCGGAGGCCGGGAAGAAAAAGGCGGCAGCGACCGUUCUUGCACCUGCGGCUCCCUCUCCCCCGUUUGACUUUCACACCGUCACGUGUGUAACGUGGUCAGCUUCGGGUCGGAACAUUGGUGUAGGCACAACAGACGGGUUUCUCAUCUACAGCACCGAGCCGCUCGUCAGCAACCUGAGUGGUACCUCGACUUCUCAGAGCACCCUCGACCGCUCCGCUGAAGCCGCAGGCCUCCUGGCCGCGGAUGUACACAACCCAAUGCUUCAAGAAGUCUGCCGCUGCGCGGUGUACGGUGGCGUGGGGUUGCUUAACCUUUACAAGCAGUGCAGUCUCGUAGCCUUCACCGGUGUUCAGCGACGCAGUGCGGCAGCGCGAAUACAGCUGGCAGACACCAGUGUGCAGCCCCCGUCGGACUUCUACGCACCUUCCGCGCCGCCGCCAUCAGCUGGGGUAGCACCCGCGACACCGCCCGUGCCGCGCUGCAAGCCAUGGCCGCCGGAAGAAGAUGCGGCGGCUGCGCAGUGGUAUGAGCGGUGGCGUGUGUCAGUUUUCGCCAGCAGCUCAGCAGCAACAGCCACCACAGUCAGCACGCUAGCCUUUGUGGUGUGCCCGCCCACAGUGGUGGGGUUGAAUUUUUGCCCUCAUGCCGUGAUCGCAGUGGCGUCUGGGGAUCCCAAAAUUGUCGGCUCACACACCCUCCAUGUGUUCGACCAUCACCUACACCCGCUCUACACCCUGUCCGUGUACCCGCCCAGCAGCAACGCAUACCUAAAAGAUAUGGUUGCUAUUGCAGCGACCCCGACACUCUCAAACGGAGCUGGAAUGAUUGUGCAGCGUCUGCGAGUCCUCCUACCAGGAGAGAAGAGGGGUGAGGUUCGACUGCUCACCUUCAAAAAAUCAGCACUGACGGCCGCUUCCUUUGAGGAAGCCGCACACGACGACUACACGAACCACCCCGGCAGCGCCUACCGACAAGGCUAUGGCGACACGCAUCGGCUGGUCGACAAGGUACUUCACCAGGCACCACUGCGUGCGGUCGCCAUCACCGAGGACGGCAAAAGUGGUGUGACCAUGAGUGAGCAGGGCAUGCGCAUUCGGGUCCUGGACUUCGUCGGUGACGACAAGAUGAUCAACCGGCUCACCCUUGAUCGAGGCCACCUGCCCGCCGUCGUCGACACCGUCUCGCUCGCCAUCGUCUCCGUGCCGCAGGCGCAACCCCUGAUGCAGAACGCCGCGACCGCAACGGCAUACACCCACGAGCGAUGUGGCAGUAACGAUAACAACGCCUCUGUUCACGUCAGCGAGACAUUGAGCCGGCAGUACCAGCGCCUGACAGAGGUGGUGCAUGACAUCGUGGUGUGUCUCACAAGCUCCGGCACAACCCACAUCUUUGGCUGCGGCCUUCAGCAGGUGCUGUUUUACCACAGUGACAAGACUCUGCUGCCACGGGUUGGCUAUCCAUACGCCUUUUCUGUAUGCCUGCCGCCCCUCCUCGCGAAGGAGGGCGUCGUCUCAAUUUUCGUGGCGCGCAGCGACGCGAGCACCUCCGCAGUACACUAUCUUCCACGCCACGAACACUGCAACGCCAAGGGAGGGAGAGACGACUGCAGCAACAGCGCGACACAUCACUUGCCCGGCGAGUUCUUUGCGUUUCAACUACGGUACCACAGCAGCAGUGCCGCAACUGCGGCCACAGGUGGAGCGGGCAGCACAUCCAAGUGCACGACGCUCGUCCGCUUCACCCUUUCCUCUCCGUGA